AGAAAUGACCUGGAGGGUCUUUACCUAUGAAGAUCAUAGAAGUAUAAUAUCCAUUUGUAUGUGUCGGUUUACUCUCACCUCCCUGGUUUAUCCCAUAUUCUUGACGGGGGUAUGCCUUUCAUUUCACAUGAGCAAAGAGCUUACAUUUCGAAGGCUAUGCGAUGAUCCACUAAACACGCGUAAUACGAGUAGCAAUCCAUCGCAGUGUACCUUUUCUUUGGGGGUGGGAGGAGGGUUGACGGUAUGGAGUCGAUUGCUUGUGAUCUUCCAGGGCCUUCAACAUUUGUUCAUAAUUCUAAAUUGCUAGAUAAACCCAAGUCACAGCUUACAUGAUUCUACAAAAAGAAAUACCAGGGAAAUGAUAUACAAUCAGUUUUCCUAUUCACUUAUGGGUCAUUAAUCGAACAGAUGAAUUUUGUUUUUCAGUGUACGUUUAGCACUUUAGGGUUUUUCCCACAGAUCAAAAACAUGAAGAGUCCUUGACAUUUAAGGUGUUUUUUCGUGAAAAUCAUGCUCUUGAAAUGGGUUCCAAACCAUCCAUCUCAGCUUGUAUUUAGUAAAAGAAAUAUACUCGAAAAGAAGACACAGCUGUUCUACGGAAAUAAGAAGAGUCAUUUCUCUCUGACAAGUAUGCUCUUAUGCGAUAUGCACGCAUGAUAAUUGCACGUGGGUAAUGGAUUGGAAUGGCAGCCGUCUACGUCAGGCUGCAUUGACCAAAAAAACAAUUUCCAAGAUCAGAUCACUGAAAGAACAUCAACUGUAACUGUAAUUUCAGGAUAGUACCAUUGGUACCAACUUUCCACUGAGACCUGAUGAAUUGCUUGAAAGAUGUUGCGAUUACUACUUUCACACUGCAACAAAUUGAGAAGCACUCAAUGCCGUAUGCUGUACAAGACCAGUGAGUUCACAGGACCAACAAAUCUCUUCUUCAAACGUGAUGUAUGUCUGCUACAGAGAUUCAUACAUGGGGGAGUAGUGGCGAGGAAUGAGACCCAUAGCUUCAUCGAUGACAAGUCCUCUCAGGUUACAGAUGGGCCGAGUGAAAGUGAGGACAUCAUAGAAAAGACGAGAAAGGAAGUUGCAGACCUUUUAGCCAUAGGAUGGCAAGCUCCAGAGAAGAUUUCAGAUCCAGACAUUGAACAUUUCUUGACUCUCACCUCAAAGAAAGGUCGGAAGAAAUUUCUGAAGUUCCUGUGCAAGAAGGAACUUAUGAAGAAGAAAGACAAGAUGAAAAGGGAAGAGAAAGCAAGAGAGAGAGCUUUAUUCAAAGAAACACAAGACCUUGAUGACGACAACGAUGCCUUUCCAAAUCGCUUCUUGCUUCGCAUCCAUAACAACACAAUCUCACAGUUUGAUAAGUGGAGACUAGCUGCUGGUAUGAAGUUUGGUCCUAAGAUAGCAUUUGAUUUCAGCUAUGAAGACCUGAUGAAAAGACAAGAGGUGAUCAGUCUUGUUCAGCAGCUUAUGCAUGCAGUGAAUGCCAAUAAGUAUGCCAAAGACCCAUUUGACAUUCAUUGGGUUGGCCUAACUCCCGAGACCCAGUCCUUACAAGAACUAAAGCGCUUGCAUACAGUUGCAUUGGAGAACGCCAUGGUAAACGACACAGAGAAGGAUCUCUUGGAAGUCUUUCCUAAAAAGGACAUUAUAUACCUGAGUGCGGACUCUCCAAAUGUCUUGAAGUCUUAUGAUAGUGACAAGGUGUACGUCAUUGGAGCAUUAGUGGACAGGAAUAUAAUAUACACAGGACAAUCCUUAGCGAGAGCAAAGCGGUUCGGUCUAGAUCACGCACGUCUUCCGCUGGACAGACAUCUUCAGUGGGCGACAGGAGCCAAGAACCUGACCCUGGACCAGAUGAUGAAGAUCAUGAUUGAGAUGAAUACGUCCGGUGACUGGGUCAAAGCCUUUCAGCAUGUACCAAUCAGGAAACAUGCUGGUCUUCGAUCAGGUCCACAUUGGGACAAAGACCAGGAGAGCAAGCGUCCUACGAAACCGAUGAACGGUGAUGGCAUUCAAAGGAAUCCAUCUCAUUUUGUGUCUAGUCGAACGAGGCAGUUCAAGAGUUCAACAAGCAGAUCUGGUGCUGAAAGCAGGCAAAAGAAAAAUCUUGAGGCAGAUGAUGACACCAGUAGUACAAUUUUUUGAAAUAAAGAAACCUACAUUAUUAAAAACACUACAUACUGAAUGUUGUCUUCAACACAUAUCCAUCUAUCAAUUAU
Messenger RNA from Strongylocentrotus purpuratus (purple sea urchin), 2216 nucleotides. It is a transcript of the gene trmt10c, whose product is annotated as tRNA methyltransferase 10 homolog C. Gene Ontology annotation, biological process: mitochondrial tRNA 5'-end processing; positive regulation of mitochondrial translation. Bases 829 to 2142 code for a protein of 437 amino acids. Gene Ontology annotation, cellular component: mitochondrion; nucleoplasm; nucleus. NCBI's taxonomy places the organism in Eukaryota, Metazoa, Echinodermata, Echinoidea, Camarodonta, Strongylocentrotidae. The record is from RefSeq and is a predicted model, not a curated record. The transcript is spliced from 2 exons. Gene Ontology annotation, molecular function: tRNA binding.